AUGAGCACUAUGCAACCUCCUCCGAAUCACAGGAGCACAUGGUCACACCAUGUCAACCCUCACCACCAUGUCAACACGGAUACAGACUACAACAUGCAGAUGCACAUGCAAUCCCACUCAUACGCAGCUCAUGUACCUCUACAGAGACCUGGACUCUCUCAACAGAUGACCUACCAUGCUUCGGCUGGUCCCAGCUUCCCUUCUGGUCCUUCUUUCGGUCAUGAUAUCAAACUAGCUCCUUUGGCCCUGCCUUCAACCCCAAGCCGUGGUCAAUCGCCUGCUAGCAUACAUUCGCAAUCGCUACGUGGGCCCAUGGCCGUUGGCGGCUCGCGUACAGCUCCUCGCCGUGAGAGCCCAGAGCUCAAGGGCACACCCAUAUCCCCAGCUGGAUCGGGGCGGGAUAUGAUUGCCUCUGCAUCGCCUGACAGCGCAGCGGGUGGUCGGUUAAUGAACGUGCUCAUGAAGAAGAUGGAAGAAAAGGGCCAAGACAGCAAGACAAGUGAAAAUGAAAACCGUGAGGCACAGUACACAGCAAAGGGAAAGAAGAAGACAAUCGUGUGCCCCUAUGAGGGCUGUGGCCACAGGUGUGCCCAACAGGGCCAACUCGAAACUCACAUUCGGAAGCACACUGGACAAAAGCCAUUCAAAUGUCGAUUCUGCAAUUUCAGAGCCUCGCAGCGUGGAAACUUGAAUGGUCAUGAAAACACCCACACUGGUGCCAGGCCUUAUGCUUGCGACAAGUGUGACAAGAAAUUCCCCACGAAAGGCAACCUGCACAACCACUCAAAGACGCACGACGCAACAAGAUAUUCAUGCCCCCUGGACACAUGCAAGCGAUCGUACUCCAACACAAACAACCUGAAGACGCAUCUCGAAAAGAACCACGCAGAUGCCAUUACUGAUCUCAUUGCCAAAGUCAACUCUCCGAACUCGCUUAGCGAGGCCGAGAAGAAGCUCUGCGCCUCAUUUUUCAAGAACCACAGAGCCCUGAACCGCGGCAUCAAGGGCCGAGGCCAGGGUGUCAGGGUCGAGAGGGUCCAUCACGAUCCCAGAGACGCUGCCGCAAAGGUCUCCAGAUCCCCGAACAUGUCGCAACCAAACUCGAGUUCCUACAGCGUCAACCCCGCUCCCGACAUGCAGUUCUACCAUGGCCACAUGCAGCAGCAGCUUCCCAGCGUGUCAAUGUUCCACUCCCAUGGUUUCCCGGCCUCUUACCUUGAGACUCCUCAACCGACAUACAACUACCAGCCCACUCGAAGUUACGGCCAUGUUGGCACCGAGAUGCCGGGUCCUUCAAACAUGUGCUUCGAUGGCAUGCCUCAGGUUGGCAUGCAGUUCCACGGCAUGCCCGGGACGAACGGCACAACGUCACCAUCUUCAUCUUCAUCGGACUCUGUAUCGAGCGAGGGCUACAGUGAUGUCGGCAGCCCUGGGUCAGAAUUCGUUUUUGGUGCCCAACGUCACUAA
Pyricularia pennisetigena is the source of this 1467-nucleotide messenger RNA. RefSeq lists its product as uncharacterized. The record is from RefSeq and is a predicted model, not a curated record. Gene Ontology annotation, cellular component: PcG protein complex; transcription regulator complex. The transcript is spliced from 5 exons. Gene Ontology annotation, biological process: regulation of transcription by RNA polymerase II. Gene Ontology annotation, molecular function: RNA polymerase II cis-regulatory region sequence-specific DNA binding; DNA-binding transcription factor activity, RNA polymerase II-specific. NCBI's taxonomy places the organism in Eukaryota, Fungi, Ascomycota, Sordariomycetes, Magnaporthales, Pyriculariaceae. The coding region runs from base 1 to 1467 and encodes 488 amino acids.